This is a messenger RNA of Acanthaster planci (crown-of-thorns starfish), 3114 nucleotides long. RefSeq names its product di-N-acetylchitobiase-like. Lineage: Eukaryota; Metazoa; Echinodermata; Asteroidea; Valvatida; Acanthasteridae. Gene Ontology annotation, molecular function: chitin binding; hydrolase activity, hydrolyzing O-glycosyl compounds. The record is from RefSeq and is a predicted model, not a curated record. Gene Ontology annotation, biological process: oligosaccharide catabolic process.
GCUUGCGCAUCGCUUCACUCUUGGUUGAGCACGCACACACCUCGCUGUCUGGUUAACGCCGCAUCACCAGGUGCAUAUUUCCAAUCAAGAAAUCUUCAACGCAAUUCAACUUCUCCAGAAGAAAAUUGAAUCGACGUCUAAGAAGCAGAAGAUUUCCGAGACUGCUGUCCCUUUCAAGAGCGAGGGCAACCGUCAGCAGUGCAUUCAAACCGAAUCCAUCAUAACUGUUACUAGUGGAAUCAGCAUUGAAUUCCUUGGACCGGGGCGAUUUCAACGGCGUGGAAGCAAGCCUACAAGAGGACCCGGCUCCCUGACUCUUUCGGAAUCGACCGCAGAGUGUGUUUCCAGUGUGGCAUUAGCGGUCACGUUCGAGCCAAUUACCCCAGCCUACUAGAUCACCGAACGAUUCAACAGCCACAGUGGCCAGAGUUUCCUUCGCAUAACACCCAGCAAAUCCCACACUCUGAACCUGUUUUCUUGACCCUGCCAUUUUCAGCAGCAUCGCCAGUCAACGCCUAGCCCACGCCAUCAAUCACGGGACACGGACCGAGCGGGAUUUCACCCGCGCCUGAUCUUGCGUCCCAACCACCUGGUUCCGAGCCCUUUUCUAGCUACUGUACCGCAGUCGGAUCAUCCGGAGUUGCCUCCCCUUAGAGACUGGGAAGUUUCAUUGCCCAUGGCGACGCCCCAAGACAGGUCUUAAAGUUGUUUGCAUUCUGGGUGGGCGGAACUCACUGGAAAGAGUAUGAUUGGUCAAAGCUGACGACAGUUGUGAUGUUUGGAAGUCAUUAUGAGGCCGACCUGAUGUGUUAUGCACACUCAAAGGGCGUCAGAGUCACUUUGCUUGGUGAGUUUCCCGCUGCCAAUCUGACCAGUGUGGCUGACCGCAGUGCAUGGGUCAUGCAGCAGGUGGACCGGGCCAUCCAAGGUCACAUGGACGGCAUUAAUUUUGACAUUGAGUACCCACUGGAUGCCAGUAAAGCUAAAUACUUGACUGCACUUGUCGAUGAAACAACUAAAGCUUUCCAUCUUUCAAUUCCUGGCUCUCAGGUCACAUUUGACGUUGCCUGGUCACCUAACUGCAUUGAUGGCCGUUGCUAUGACUACAAAGGCAUCGCCGAUUCGUGCGACUUUCUCUUUGUGAUGUCAUAUGAUGAACAGAGCCAGAUAUUUGGACCGUGCAUUGCCAUGGCCAACUCACCCUACAACAAAACAGCCGGGGGUGUAGAGAGUUACCUUAAGCUGGGCAUACCUGCUGAUCAACUUGUGCUGGGCGUGCCUUGGUAUGGGUAUAACUACAACUGUACCAGCCUGAGUACCAAGACCAAUGUAUGCCACAUUCCUCAUGUACCAUUCCGUGGUGUGAAUUGCAGUGAUGCUGCAGGCAAGCAGGUUAGUUACCAAGGAAUCAUACAGUUGCUGAUGCAAAACUCCACAAGUGGACGCCUCUACAACACAACCUACCAGGCCCCUUACUUCAACUACGUGGAUGCAACAACGGGAGACCAUCAUCAAGUCUGGUAUGACAAUCCACAGAGUCUGACUACACGCUACAAGUAUGCUCAGAAGAUGAAGUUACGAGGCGUAGGCAUGUGGAACGCAGACACUCUGGACUACAGAGAUAACCCAACAUCCAAAAAAUUGACCAAAGAAAUGUGGGAUGCCAUUGGAAAGUUCUUUUUGCCCUAAGGAUGGUACAUUGGAGUCAAAUCGAAGAAAAAUUGAGGAGACAAUAAGAUAUGAUUUCUACUUGACAUAGCAUUUGACAAUAGAGUAUAAUUUCUACAUUCUAGGAUGAAAAUUCAACCAAAACGAAUAUUCAGAAAUUAGUAUUUUUAAUUUUAGUUUCUUCCAUUUGGGUAUUUCUCUCACAUGUCAUCAGAGUCUGUAACUAACCACAAAACUCUUCUUUUUAUCAUUUCAUCUUUGAGUCAAAAAAUGAGCUUCUUUCCAUCUUAAACAAUUUCUCCAGACGUUUCUCGAAAGAAAUGAGUAUUACAUAAGCACGAAAUAUUGUUUGGUCUUGACCCUUUCAUCACAGUAGUCUACUUGUUUGCACAUGUUGUCUGCCUUUUUCUUAUUUCUAGCCAAGGGCAGAUCUUUGGGACCAACGUGGGCCAUGCCCCUCCCCCAACCAUUUUGUCUUGGGAGGAGGGAGGAAAAAUAACUUUGUGGUUUAUUUCAGUUUCCUUCAAAAAGUGUGUAAAAUGCCUCAAAUGUAGACUACUUCCCAGAAAGUCUAUAAAAGAUUACAUGAAAACUUUUCGCUUGAAUUUUUUAGCCCCUCCCCAAAAGAACUUGUAGGAUCCUCUAAAAUUCUUUAGAUCUGCCCUUGUUUCUAAAGCGUGUCCUUGCCAUCUAUACCUUGAUUAUAGAAAUAUAAUAAUUUCCUUUUCAAAUCAAAGCAAAGGUACUAAAAUUCACUGUCCUUUGACAGAGAAUUAUGCACAAAAAGACUAGUUAUUGAUGGAAACUUGCGUAUCUUUUGCCUUCCUUCAUUUCUGGGUGCUGCUUUUGGCUGACGAAGUUGUUCAUUGCUUUGCUUUGUAACAUGUUGCUGUUUGUUCAUUAAACUUGUUGGUGGGUUAUGAUACAGUCCAUGAAACGCCUAUAACAUGGUUUCGGAAGAUUGAGAUUGUAGACGUACAUACGUUUUAUUUCUUGACCUUUGAAACCGACUAGCUUAGCCAACAAUUAAUUUCUUCUGGUCUUCAUCUUGUUUUGUUGUUAAGCUGAAACUUCCCUGUUUUUGAACCUGGAAGGUUAAGCUUCCGAAUCUCUCUCUUUUAGAAAACGUAGGCUCAGUUAGCUUCUUCAAGAAUAGAUUUCGAAAACUUAGCCAGUAAACAACAAGUUACUUGGCACAAGUUUUAGAUUUGGACUAUAUUGAAAGUGACGUAUUUUUUGCAAAAAGGAUUUCGUGCGAUUUAGUUGAAAUUGCAGAAUUUGGAACAAAUUUUAUACAAGAUGUACAGAUUCCACGGUCGUGCAUGUAUGUUGUGGCAAUACCCUUUUAAAAAAGGAAUAUGAAGUAUUAUUUGAAGUAAAAUAAAAUGUUGUUUUGUGAUUUCAUCUAUUCUCAAAUAAAGGUGUACGCAGAAUGUGAUAUCGGUA